Molecule: messenger RNA, 1871 nt
Organism: Podospora pseudopauciseta
Lineage: Eukaryota; Fungi; Ascomycota; Sordariomycetes; Sordariales; Podosporaceae
Exons: 2
Coding region: 912-1871 (319 amino acids)
Biological process (GO): regulation of transcription by RNA polymerase II
Cellular component (GO): nucleus
Molecular function (GO): cyclin-dependent protein serine/threonine kinase regulator activity
Source: RefSeq, a predicted model, not a curated record
CUCCCCCAUUGUUUUUCGUUGAGCUGCCUGGGAGAGACAGCUUAGCUUGCGAUCUUUCGUCUCUUACUUCGUCUUUGUCCAUUGGCUGGCGAUUCAUCAUUCCAUCCGCGGUGUGUGCCUGCCCUGUCUUUCAGUGCGCGACAGCUUAUUGGCCAAUCGCACGACGACCGCUUCGCAUCUCAACAUUGCGUCUCAUUCCGCCCUGGGUUCAAAAUCAUGGCUGGAGUUAAGAACGAGCCUGAGAACAACCCCGGUGGCAGCAGGGGCCUAUCUCCAGCGACUCAUUACCCAGAGUACUCCAGGUGCUGACGAUAAUGCGUUUAUCAAGCCCGAGCCAGAGGUCUACUAGGCCAUCAGUACCGCACCUUUGCUUUGCUUUUCCAAUGCGGGUUGGUGUGUACAACCUCAAGGGUCAACUUGCAGAAAUCUCGGUUUGUGUUGCUACCUUUUUUGUUUCAUUACAGAUGGGGUUUUUGAUGAUUGGUCAUUUUCUUCUGUGGACUUGAAGCACUAUGUUUGAGGUUGCCUUCAGCUUUUUCAUCAAUCAGUCGGACAUUUCUACACACUCCGCCACUUUGUUCACAUACCUUCUGUCGCUCAUCUUGAUAAUUGCAAUGUAAUUUGUUCAUGUCCCACUACCUUCCGAUAACUUGAUGUGCCCGUCAGGUCAUCGGACACCACCUCUCCUUGCUUCUCAGUAGGUUGUGAGAAAAUCGAGGGGACACUUGAAGUAAAGGGCUGUCUGCCAUCUUUUGGCGCACCUGUAGGGCUUCUGGUUCGUACGCAUAGUUCAGUGCUCUGGAGCCAGGCUGUUUAGACCCUAACCCUGAUUGAUCAGUCUUCUGAAGCUACAACCCCAGCAUGUUCGGUUCAGCGCGCUCCAACUGAACAACCACGCACAUUAGCAAUCCAUGACCAUGGCGCACAUGAAGAAUCCUCUCGCAACACCCGAUCAGAUAUUUCGCCGAAGCUCAUUGGACUCGCCCCCUACCGAACUUCGAGAUGCGAUAUUUUUCUCGGCCCAGUGCCUUACCCAAGCAGCUGGCAUCCUCCUUCAGCUCCCCCAGUCCGUCACCGCGCAAGCCAAUGUCCUCUUGGCGCGCUUCUGGCUUAUAGAACCAAUUAUGUCACAUGAGUUCAGCGACGUAUCAGCAGCUAUUCUCUACACGGUCGCCAAAAUCAGUCCCUGCCCUUGCACGCCCAGGGAUCUAUCCAACGUCUAUGCCUACCUCCUCUCGAGCUCUUCCACGUUCCUAUCUCCUCCUGGCAGCAACCCACCGAAGAACAUCCCAGAUGACUACUACCAAUCCGAAACCUCCUACCAGGCUUUCCACUCGCGGAUCCUGUCGCUGGAGCACCUCAUCCUGUGUUCGUUGUCGUUCGACACGACGGUGUCGUUGCCGCAUCCCCUCGCGAUUACAUACCUCCAGUCAAUGGACUUUUUGUAUGUCCCCAAGGAGAAGAUCACAAGGAGGGUGGUCGAGUAUUUGAAUACUGCUUUGCUGUCACCGCAGUUGCUGUGCCUGACGACUCAACCCAACGGGCUGGCAGUGGCGGCGAUUUACAAUGCGGCGAAGGAUUUGGGAGCCAAGAUGCCGGAGUGUGAGUGGUGGGAGGUAUUUGAUGUGGAUAGAGAGGAUCUGGGGUUCUUGGUGGUUGGGAUGAGAAGUUUGGAAGGGUGGGUUGGGGGUAUGAUGGGGGAGGAAGGGGUGUUGGGGAAAAAGAAAAGGGGGGGGAUGAUAACGAGAAAGGAGGUGAGAGAUAUUUUGGGGGGGGACAGGCCGCCGCAGGAGGAGGAGGAGGAUCCAGAAGUUGUGAUGGCGAGGAGGAUGGAUGAGAAGAUGAGGGAGAUUGAGGGGGAUGCCGCGUGA